UCUGCGUUUGAAACAUUUUUGAUUUUACAGUAUGUGGGUUGUUCAGAAUUUAAUGUACAAUAAUACUUUUGCACUUAGGCGUACUAUUCUCUCUUAUGUCAGGUUUCUGCUUCGAGUCGAUGUUGCAGGCGUUGGAUUUUAUUUUUCAUUUUUACACAGCACAUACUUCUUUUUUUUGGGGAUUUUUUUAGAAAAUAAAUGAAGUUUUGCCCCGUUCGUAAUGUUGCAGGUUCAAUAUUGAAGAGAUUCUCAAAAAUAUGUAACGCUAAUGGAACAAUAACUUGUUAAGGCAGCAGUUGAAGGGCAUUUAUUUUAUUUGCAUUUUUGGACAAAGUUUAAUCUCCAUUGUUCAUGUUGCGACUAAAUAAUAACAUUUUACAGGUUUUAGUUAAGUGUCUAUUUUAUAAUUGUCACUGUUAUCCAGAUGAAUGUCAUUCAUCGUUUCUCAUACUACAUUGUAUCUUUUUGUAGGAAUUCUCAUCAAUCUAAACGUGUGUUACACAUCAGGUGGGAUUUCUGAACAUUAACGUUGGUUUAAGUUCUUUUAAAACUUGUAUUUGCCCUCAAAAAGUAAAACGAGGGCAUUGCGUUGUGUUUGUUUUACAAUAAAGUUGUGAAGUAAAAAAAAAAAUCGACUUUGCGUCAUGGGUCUUGUAGUUUAUUGCUUAAAACCGUCACGACAAAACCACAACUUUACGGCAGGUCUAUGAACUGCAAACGCGCAUGCGCAGAUUGCUGACCUUCUCUGGUGCUCCUCAAGCAAGCAUGGCUGCCCGGGCGAUUACCAAAGGGCUGUGGGGACUACGACGUGGACCCCGGUAUGCCACUGCAGCGUCCAUCCAACCCACCCAGCUCCAAGCCGACGACGUGUCAGACACACUGAUGAAUAAGCCACUGGAGAAGCCGGACUUCUUCCGGGUGUCGGAGCUCUUCUCGUUGAAAGACCUGUUCGAAGCCAGAGUUCAUCUUGGCCAUAAAAAAGGCUGCAGACACAGGCUCAUGGAGCCGUACCUCUACGGCUGCCGCUUGGACCAGGACAUAAUCGACCUGGACCAGACGGUGGAGCACCUCCAGCAGGCCCUGAACUUCACGGCCCACGUGGCGUACCGCGGCGGCGUCAUCCUGUUCAUCAGCCGCCAGCGGCAGUUCGUCCACCUGGUGGAGAACACGGCGCAGGGCUGCGGCGAGUACGCCCACACGCGCUACUGGCAGGGCGGCCUGCUCACCAACGCCCCGGUGCAGUACGGCCCCGGGGUCCGCCUGCCCGACCUCAUCGUCUUCCUCUCCACGCUCAACAACGUGUUCCAGCCGCACGUGGGCAUCCGCGACGCGGCCAAGAUGAACAUCCCCACGGUCGGCGUGGUGGACUCGAACUGCAACCCCAGCCUGAUUACCUACCCGGUGCCGGGCAACGACGACACGCCGGUCGCCAUGGAGAUGUACUGCCGCCUGUUCAAGAUGACCAUCAACCGGGCCAAGGACACGCGGCGGCGCAUGGAGCUGCUGCACGGCCUGGCGGCGCCGCCCACCGACGCCUCGUGACAGAAGAGAUGAAACACUUAUUUUUUUUAUGGUCUUCUGCUCCCUUUCAUCACGCGGCUGCAGAAGAAGAAGAAGAAGACUGAAGCUCUUUAAUGAAUCUACUUCCUGUGUCAUGGUCGUCUUCUGGUUCUAAUUUAUAUUAAUAUUAUUUCAUACCUCCGAGGGGCCUGAAGCCUUAUGUUGUCUGCUUGUCCGUCAGACUUCACCUCCAUUUGUAUACGACAAUAAACAGAUGAGUAUGUUUUGGACCAAACACACGCGUUUGGCUUUAACUCAAGAAUUUGUUUGCUAUUUAUGACGCCUUUCAAAUAUUGAAACGAGGCGGUGAUUCUAGUUCUCGCCAGUUUGUCCAAAUGUAAAUGAUGGUGAAGCUCUAUUGACGGUCUAAAUCAAACAUUCAUAUUCACGUGUCGACGAUGACGACCAGAAUAUUGACUUUUCUGUCUUGUUCGUUUAAACUUUACUCACAUUUCUGAUGGGCUUAGUCAUUUUAAUCUGCUCCCAAGUACCGCUGUACAUGAACUAAGUGUGCCUCAGGAUGUCAUGAAGCCUCUUGUGGAGUUAUUAUAAAAUACACCUAAUCAUCCCCGACACUUUCCAAUGUGACCAUUAAUAAACAUGUUUGCUUGAAAAGUUA
Molecule: messenger RNA, 2179 nt
Organism: Pseudoliparis swirei
Lineage: Eukaryota; Metazoa; Chordata; Actinopteri; Perciformes; Liparidae
Gene: mrps2
Product: mitochondrial ribosomal protein S2
Exons: 4
Coding region: 724-1542 (272 amino acids)
Biological process (GO): translation
Cellular component (GO): mitochondrial small ribosomal subunit; ribosome
Molecular function (GO): structural constituent of ribosome
Source: RefSeq, a predicted model, not a curated record